UUAGCAGUUCCGUUUAACUCGUUCGCUCGCGUCGCUCUCUCCUCUCCAUGCAAUUCCAUCAUCGAGAGCAUUCUUUCGCGAUAAUCGAGAAAUAACACAAAAAUGGAUUUGAACGCGACAACGGCAAAGUCGACGGUGGUGGUUACGAUGGUGCUGGGUCAAGCGACCAAGUCACUGGUGUUCGGCUGGACGGACUAUCUGCUGUUCAGCGCGCUGCUCGGUCUGAGCCUCUUCAUCGGCAUCUUCUUCGCCUUCUGCAGCAAGCAGGACAGCGCCGCGGAGUAUCUGUUCGGCGGCAAGAAAAUGGGAUACUUUCCUGUCGCGGUCAGCACCGUCGCCAGCAUGAUCUCGGGUGCCUCGCUGAUCGGCUUCCCCACCGAGGUCUACCAGUACGGCUCGCAGAUCAUCCUGCUGUUCGUGUCGUUCGCCCUCGGCAGCGUCCUUACGGCCUGCGUCUUCAUGCCCGUCUAUUACAAGCUCGAGGUGACGAGCACCUACGAGUAUCUGGAGCUGCGCUUCUCGCCAAAUCUGCGCUACUUCGCCUCGGUCAUGUACGUCGUCUCGCUGAUGAUCUACAUACCGCUGGUGGUCUACGUGCCGGCACUGGCCUUCUCGCAGAUCAGCGGCGCCAACAUACACACCAUCACGCCCGUACUCAGCCUCGUCUGCAUCACCUACACCACCAUCGGAGGAGUUAAAGCUGUCAUCUGGACAGACACAAUACAGUUCAUAUUUACCCUUGGAGGAUUGUUUACUUUCAUGUUCUUAGGCGUCAAGUCGGCCGGUGGCAUAGCGGCCGUCUGGAAAAUAGCCGACGCCGGUGGCAGAUUGGACGUUUUCGACUUCGAUCCGAGUCCUUUUGCUCGAACGACGUUUUGGGGUCUGAUAAUUGGUAUGACGUUUUCGAACGUAAGCUCAGUGUCCAUUGGCCAAAAAUACGUGCAGAGACUGCUGUCUAUCAAAAAGGAGUCCGACCUCGCCAAGACACUGCUCUGGGUUGGCAUCGGCUGCUUCAUCAUCGUCGUGGCAGUCACGAUAACGGGCAUAACCAUGUACGCGAGAUACGCCUCCUGCGAUCCCAUUAGCGCCGGGGCGAUCGAUAAGAGCGACAAAAUCGUGCCGUAUUACAUAAUGGAUAUAGCCGGCGAUCUGCCGGGUUUGCCGGGCAUAUUUCUCGCCGGUAUCGUAAGCUCGGCCCUGUCGACCAUGAGCGCGGCCCUCAACACGCUGUCGGGCACGAUCUACGAGGACUUCAUCGAUCGCUGGAUCCCGGAAAGCCCAAAGAAAGACGCCAAGGCGGCUCUCAUCAUGAAGGGCAUUUCCUUCUUGAUCGGUCUUAUUACCAUCGCCCUGAUCUUCCUGAUCGAGCAUCUCGGCUCGAUCUUCGAGAUGGCCAUGAGCCUGCGCAGCGUCGUCGAGGGCCCGAUGCUCGGCAUCUUUCUGUGCGGCAUGUUCCUGCCCAAGGUCGGCAAGAGAGGCGCUCUGUGGGGCGGCAUCGUGUCCCUGCUGAUCAUGGCCUGGAUCCUCGGCGGCUCCAAGUGGUACAGCUCCCAGGGCAGGCUCAAGAAUCCGACUCUGCCCAUGUCCACGGAGAACUGCAGCGCUAUUAGUUUUCCGGCGUCGAUGCUCGAUAAUGCCACGACGACGUCGACGACGACCAAGAGCCCGAUUCUCGAUCCUGCUUUGGUGGCUGCGGACGAGCCGAUGCUGAUCUACAAAAUAUCGAUGCUGUACUUGGUGAUGGUGGGUACCAUCAUUGCCGUCGUCGUGGCUGUCGCGGUCAGCUGGAUGACGGGCGAGUGGAACACGACCGAAACUCAUCCGGAUCUUCUCUCGCCGGUCGUGAAAAGAUUUUACGCAAAAAAGUCGUCGUCGUCCUACGACGAGGUGGCGACGGACGAGCGGCAGCUGCACGACCACGCGCUCAAAAAGCUCAACGAUCAGCAUCAGCUUCACACGGACGAACUUAAAGAUACGUGACGUCGGCGUAUCGAGAUACGCAAUGUAAACAUUCACAUCUAUAAUAGGUAUGUGUACCGCGGCAUCGGAGGCUCUGGAUCGUCUGUGCAAUCGUGUCAGUAUAUCACACACACACACACACAUUGCGAUGUAAUGCAAUUAAAGGCUGUCUCGCUGCUGCUGUUUAUCGAUAUCGAUGUGUACUUAUAUUUUUUUAGAUGCAAAGUCAUCACAGUGUGCUGAAGUAUUAUUGUUAUAUUUUUAUUGUGUAUAUUUCGUUCGGCCGAGAAUACUCGUGUUUUAUUUUAUAAUAAAUCGUAAAAAAAUUGAAAAUUUGCGAUGGAAAAGUCACGAUAUUGUCGUAUCAAUAUGAGAAAAGCAUAGAAAUGCAUAUCUAUAUUUGAAACAUAUCUGGAAAUAUAUGUUGAAAUAAGUCGUAAAUUCUUCGCGCUUCGCGACAGAUUUACGACGAAGCUGUAUGAAUAAAAUUACGUAUAUCAUGUCAAUACGUGUGAAAGCGACGCGAAUUAGUUUUAUGUAUUUUCAUCGACUGAAAUUACGAAACUUGUCAAAUGUAUUAGUAUAGUCUUGUACAAAAGUGUCUUCGAUCAAAUAGGCUCUUCCCAUUCAAA
Trichogramma pretiosum is the source of this 2591-nucleotide messenger RNA. Its product is annotated as sodium-coupled monocarboxylate transporter 1-like. The record is from RefSeq and is a predicted model, not a curated record. The transcript has 8 exons. Gene Ontology annotation, molecular function: symporter activity. NCBI's taxonomy places the organism in Eukaryota, Metazoa, Arthropoda, Insecta, Hymenoptera, Trichogrammatidae. Bases 103 to 1980 code for a protein of 625 amino acids. Gene Ontology annotation, cellular component: membrane. Gene Ontology annotation, biological process: transmembrane transport; sodium ion transport.